Molecule: messenger RNA, 4896 nt
Organism: Ceratitis capitata (Mediterranean fruit fly)
Lineage: Eukaryota; Metazoa; Arthropoda; Insecta; Diptera; Tephritidae
Product: sodium-dependent neutral amino acid transporter B(0)AT3
Exons: 9
Coding region: 265-2418 (717 amino acids)
Biological process (GO): sodium ion transmembrane transport
Cellular component (GO): membrane
Source: RefSeq, a predicted model, not a curated record
CAGUUUACAGUGGAAAGUUUCAAAAGACAGUCGUGAAACGCGGGUGAAUAUUGGUAGGAAACAGUUAAUAUCAAAGAAACUUUCCUUAACUUAAUAUAUAUGUACUUAUGAAAGCCGAUUUUCAAUUUCGUUUUCGAAAUCAUUCAAUUCCAAAUAAAUAAGGAAAAUAGAGAUAUAUUGAUUUAAAAUUUAUAGGCAUUAUAACUGUAUUGAAAAGAUUAUCAUACCAAAUUUGGAAAAGAUUUCUCGUUUGUUUUAUUGUUGAUGGCUGCAACCAAAAUUAUCGAUGCUCCUCGAAAUGGCCACGAGAUGGCGCCAUUGAAUACACGAGCACGUGGCGAUGGUACUCAUGGAGUUACAAUUGUUCUUACUGCCUCUCAACGCAAUUCGGUGAGCUCGGUGGAGAUACCGGGUGAGCCCGAUCGUGCAGCAUGGUCUGGUAAAAUGCAGUUCUUCCUCAGCAUUAUUGGAUAUUCUGUGGGCUUAGGAAACAUUUGGCGAUUUCCCUAUCUAUGCCAACAGAAUGGCGGGGGAGCAUUUUUAAUACCGUUUAUGGUGAUGUUAAUAUUGGAAGGUGUGCCGCUCUUUUUGAUUGAACUCGGCAUUGGUCAACGAAUGCGACUUGGAGCACUUGGUGUGUGGAACACGAUACAUCCAUGGUUGGGUGGUAUUGGGAUAUCAUCUUGUAUCGUAACACUUUUCGUAGCCCUGUAUUAUAACGUAAUAAUCACUUGGGUAUUCUUUUACCUAUUCAACAGUUUUCGCUAUCCUUUACCGUGGGCUUCCUGUCCUACGAAUGGCACAGUGGAGGUGGAAGAAUGUGCACGCUCUUCAGAGACUGCAUACUUUUGGUAUCGCACCACAUUAGAUGCUGCACCCUCAAUGGAUGAACCAGGUGGCCUCAAAUGGUGGAUAGUCCUCUGUUUAUUCCUUUCAUGGACAAUCGUAUUCUUUAUCGUUAUGAAGGGCAUUCAAAGCUCCGGAAAAGUAGUAUAUUUCACAUCGCUUUUCCCAUACAUUGUAUUGACGAUCUUCUUCAUACGUGGAAUUACAUUGCGAGGUGCCAGCGCUGGUCUGAUUCAUAUGUACACACCUAAAGUGGAGAAAUUAGCCGACCCGACGGUUUGGCUGGAUGCUGCCACGCAGGUUUUCUACUCUUUCGGCUUGGCAUUUGGUUCCCUGAUCGCGUUCGGAAGUUACAACCCGCCCAAAAAUAACUGUGUUCGUGAUGUCCUAUUGGUAUCCGUUUGUAAUGCCAUCACGGCCAUAUACGCCAGCGUUGUGAUCUUCGCUAUUCUGGGAUUCAAGGCCACGGUCAAUGUUGACCGUUGCAUCGAUCUAAAUAAGGAUAUCUUAACCAAGCAUGGCCUUCUUCAGUUUAAAAACGCAACCAUGGAAGAAUACGAAAGUGUUUUAAUGAAAAUUGACAAAUCGGAGUUGGUCAGCUUAGAACUUGAAGAGUGCAGCCUUUCAAAACAACUGGAUAAUGCGGCGGAAGGUACAGGACUUGCGUUUAUUGUUAUAACUCAAGCAAUUGUGGAAUUGCCCGGGGCGCCUUUCUGGGCAGUGCUUUUCUUCACAAUGUUGCUUUCACUGGGAUUGGGAUCUCAAAUUGGCAUACUGGAGGGAAUGCUAUGCACGCUUUUUGAUAUUGAUAUAAUUAAGCGGGUUAAAAAACAACAUGUGACUGGAGUAGUGUGCCUCUUCUGCUUCAGUGUUGGUUUCAUCUUCUGCACAGGUGCUGGAGAAUAUUGGCUGAAAAUGUUCGACUCUUUUGCAGGCACGAUUGGCUUAGUUGUGGUCGCCUUAAUGGAAACAAUUGCCGUGGUAUACGUAUACGGACAUGAAAGGUUCACGGAGGAUAUCUAUCAAAUGACUGGAUACCGACCUGGACUCUACUGGCAAUUAACCUGGCGAUAUAUUGGACCAGUCAUUAUGUCAGCCAUUCUUGUUUCAUCUGUUGUGUUCAUGGUGAUCAGGAAUCCUACUUAUGGUGCCUGGAAUGCACAACUUGGUGCUGUACAACAAUCGAAUUACCCUCCCUGGGUGAUGGGUAUCGCGUUAGCUAUGAUACUUGCAGGUGUGCUACCAAUGCCCAUUGUAUUUUUGAUGCGUAGCUUCCAGUGUCUGAAGGUUGAUCUAGACAUUCACCAGGGUUCAAUAAGAAGAAAUGAAACUACGGCAUCAACGAAAGAAAUGAUUGAUAAUGACGACGAUGAGAAUGAUGAAGAUGAUUACAGUGGUCCCGCUUUGGGUGGUUUGGUCAGGACAAGAAGCGACUUCUCUGACGAUGAUGACGAGGAUGACCAGCCCGUAACUAUGCGAAGCUCUCAUCUCCGCCUAAACUUGACUGCCCCGAAUCGUCUUAAUGUGCCAACAAGUAAACGAUCCUUUAAAAUGGAAGUUUUCGAUUUGUAAAAUACUUACGUUUGGAUGUAUUGUAAUUAGUAAUUAAGAUGGUACGCAAGAUAGUUAAUAUUCAUAUUUAAAUUCAUAUUUCAAUUUUGUCAGAAUUUUUCUAUCAUCCUGGUAAUGCAUGCGCACUUACAACGCGUACAUAUGUAUGAAUAUGUAAAUAGAAAGCCAACCAACACAUAUGUAUCAUAUAUUAUAUUUUAAAAAAUUAUAUUUGUAUUAUUGGCUGAUAAUAUGAUAUGUAAUAACAUUAAGCAAAUCUUUUGAAUUAUGUAUGUCUAAAAACGAAAAACAAAAGCACAAACGUAAUCAAAAUGAAUCAGAGUAACAAAUGUAAAUUUGUGAUGCGUUCAAUUAUGUACUUAUUACGCUACACUCAUAAGUGAAUGUCGAAAGAAGCAUUGAAAUGUGGAGAAUUUUGAAUUUGAUAGUCAAAGUAAAAAAUAGGCAAGCUGGGUGCUCUUCAGUGUUUCAAAAUUGUGGAAUGGACCGAAAAUAAAUCACAUGUGUGAACGAGCGAUCUUUGCUUCGUGUAUUUUAUUCUUAUAAAAUAGGUCAUCUAAAACUGAAAAUGCAUACAUGGCAAGAAAUCCCUUUAAUGUCAGCGGGUGACAACAGUACUGCAGUUUUAAAUGAAUGCUUUUCAAAAGAAUCCUUUCCAAGCCAUGGAGCGAUCAGACGUGCGACUUUGUAACAUUUUGAAAUAUGGUUGUACUAUUUCUUGUGAAAUCAGGGAAGAGAAACCUGAACAAUUAAGCUAUUCUCUGAACUCAAUAUGCACAGAUGAACGUACGAGUAUAAACUGAAUAUUUUAGUUUAGAAAUCAAGUAUUUAUAUUCAGAAGUUUCGAAAUUGUCUCUUGCCAUAAAAUUUAGUGUUAAGAAAGAGUUACUGAAUCAUUAAGUCCUUACUGCAGUAUUCAUUUAUUUAAACAGCAAUAGUAUAACUAAGAAGUACAAAUAUAACAAAUUGUUGCUUCUGCAAUUAUUAGAAUAACAAAAAAUCGAAGGCAACCUCGUUUCGAAUUUGAGACGAGCUCGAGGAGUGAAUUUAGAUUCGAAUAUGAAACAAGCUCAGUAAAAUCAGUUUUUUUGCCUCGUCUAUAAGACAAAAUUUCUUUCGACAAUAUUUAAAAACAAAAAAAUAAAACAUAUACAAUUUCUUUCCAUUUUAUUAUAUAAAAUGUUCUUGAAUCAUUCACAAUUUUGGAAAAAGCGAUUUUUUUAUGUUUAUUAAACAUAAACUCUUUUUCCUGCCAGUAUUCGGUCUUUGAAAUUUUAAUAUUAUAUUUCAAAUAUCUCAUCCGUAAUUUUCAUUUAUAAUGGCAUACUGUAAUGAUUUUUAUAUAAUUUUUAUCUUUUUCAGUGUUUAUCACGAGACGCUAGUUUUGUUUGCAUUAUCUUAAACUGAGUUGUCUUCUAAAAGCAAAUAAAAAGGAAUAUAAGGUACAAAGCGUCCUUAAAAUCCAAUAUCAUUUUCCUCAGAUUCUUAAUUGAGUUCUCAUGAAUAAAAACGUGUUAAAUAUACAGCUUUAUAUAAAGAGAUGCAUAUAUCCAUGUGUAAGGAUGUUAGCAGCAGUAAAUUAAUUACAAAAAUAAAUUACAAAAGUAACUAACUGUCUGCAAAAGUAUUAUUUUGCAUUAAAAAUAUUAAUUUUUAGAAAUCAGCACAAGAUAAUAUUGUAAUUUAGUAUAAGCUGAAGUUGUACUAUACUAUGUGAUGAUUUUUAACUGAUACUAACUGUGGUCCAAAAAUAGUUUAUAUUUAUUUUUAAAUAAAUGCCAAGGAUCAUAAAAUAUUUGAUUGAAAUGCACUUAUAACCAUCAUUGUUCCUCUUACUUUAUUGCACUGCCUUAUGCAGUACUGAUCAAAUAUAUUAUUUAGAUUAUUUUACCUGCAAUGUUAUUAGUGAGUUGAUUGAACUCCAAAUACACACACAUACUUAUAUACAUUCAUAUAUGUUACUCUUAAAAAUAAACACUCAAAACCAAAGAGAAUGUGAAAUUAAAAAAAAAAGUACCUUUCAAUAGCAAAAACCAAAACAACAUGCACAUACUUACAUGCAUACAUGAAAUUGUAGUUAAUUGCAAUAGGUGAACGCCAGUAAUCGAUCUCAAAAGAACUGGAAAUUUCAGAUAAUAAAUAUGUGCAAAUCUAUCCAAACAAAUUUGAAUAAAAAUUCAUAUAUCCUCUCAUAUUUGUAUAUGAUCUACAUUCAUACAUGUACACGUAUAUACAUACAUAUUCCUUUAACACAGCUACAAAGAAAACUAUAUCAUUAACACACAUUAGUAUCCUAGCAUAUUCGAAUAUCAAAAUAAUAUUACAGAGUUCAACACAUACAAUCGCAACAAUAAAAGGAUUCAUUAAAUAUCAAACUGUGACCAAUGAGGUGCGAAAUUGUUAAUUAAUGCCCUUAUUAAUAUAUCUAUUUAGUUUAAUCUUAGAGUCAGUCAAGCUUAAAUAAACCUAUUAAUCAAA